GUGAAGUAAACUAGAAAGAGAGGAAAAACAUUAUUUUUCAAAAGUUUCACGCGUUUAAUGUUCGCAAGAUCACACGUUGAUUAUGGUUUGGUACAUCCCUUUACAUUACACUUUACUCUUGUAAUUUCAUAUUUAUUCGAAGUUUGAUUGCAUUUACAGUCCCAACACGCUUAUUAUUAUCACUCUAAACUUUGUUCCAAUGGCGACUCCAAGAUUCCGAUAUGAUGUGUUCCUCAGCUUUAGAGGGGAAGACACGCGUCAUGGUUUCACUGGCAAUCUCUACAAAGCUCUUUGUAACAGGGGAAUUCAUACUUUCAUCGAUGAUGAGGAUCUUCAGAGAGGGGAGGAAAUCACACCAUCACUUCGAAAGGCAAUUGAAGAGUCUAGGAUUGCCAUAGUUGUGCUCUCUCAAAACUAUGCUUCUUCCUCCUUCUGCUUGGAUGAACUCGCAACCAUCCUUCACUGCCACACCCAAGGACACUUGGUUUUACCGGUCUUCUAUAAGGUUCAACCUUCUGAUGUCAGACACCAGAGAGGUAGUUAUGGAGAAGAAUUAACUAAACAUCAGAGAAGGUUCAAAGAUAAGGAAAAGUUGCAGAAAUGGAAGAUGGCUCUGCGUCAAGUAGCUGAUUUGUCUGGCUAUCAUUUCAAAGACGCUGAUGGAUACGAAUACAAGUUUAUUGAGAGUGUUGUGGACCGGGUCUGCCACAAGAUUAAUCCUGCUCGUUUACAUGUUGCGGAUUACCCUGUUGGACUAGGGCCACAAGUGCUGGAACUAAAAAAGCUUCUAAACGUUGAAUGUGGUGAUGGAUUCCACAUGAUAGGGAUCCAUGGAAUGGGUGGCGUAGGAAAAACAACCCUCGCUUUAGCACUUUAUAAUUUGAUUGCUGACUAUUUUGAUAGUUCUUGUUUUGUUCAAAACGUGAGAGAGAAAUCAAAAAAGCAUGGGCUGGAACACCUCCAAAGCAUUAUUCUUUCGAACCUACUUGGAGCGAAGGACAUCAACUUAACAAGUGAGCAUCAAGGGAUUUCAAUGAUACAACUGUUGUUGCAACGAAAGAAGGUUCUGUUGAUUCUUGAUGACGUUGACAGGUGCGAGCAGUUACAGGCUCUGACGGGAAGCCCUGAUUGGUUUGGUCCCGGCAGCAGAGUCAUCAUCACAACUAGAGAUACACAACUGCUUGCAUCUCAUCAGGUCAAAGGAACAUAUGAGGUCGACACAUUGGAUGCAAAGGACGCUCUUCAAUUGCUUACAUGGAAAGCUUUCAAAACAGAACAGGUUGAUCCAAGUUACAUGGAGGUGUUGAAUGAUGUAGUAACUUAUGCUUCUGGCCUUCCAUUGGCUUUGGAAGUAAUUGGUUCCAAUCUGUUUGCAAAAAGUGUGGAACAGUGGAAAUCUGCUAUCAAUCAAUAUAAAAGAAUUCCUAACAAUAAAAUCCAAGAGAUUCUUAAAGUAAGCUUCGAUGCUUUAGAGGAAGAAGAGAAGUGUGUUUUUCUUGACAUUGCUUGUUGCUUCGAAGGAUAUGAACUGACAAAGGUUGAGGUUAUGCUUCGUGCUCUCUACGAUGACUGCAUGAAAUAUCAUAUUGGGGUGUUGGUUCAAAAAUCUCUCAUUAAGAUUAAUUACCCUGGUAUAAUUGUAAUGCAUGAUUUAAUUGGGGACAUGGGUAAACAAAUUGACCAGAGAGAAUCAUCGAAAAAGCCAGGAAAGGGCAGGAGAUUAUGGUUACCUAAAGAUAUAAUUCAAGUUUUAAUGGACAACACAGGAACUAGCGAAACUGAAAUCCUAUGCCUGGAUUUGUCUAUAUCUGAGAAAGAAGAAACGCUAGAAUGGAAUGCCAACGCCUUCAGGAGGAUGAAAAACCUUAAAAUACUUAUCAUUAGAAAUGGGAAAUUUUCCAAAGGUCCCAAUUAUUUUCCAGAAAGUUUGAGAAUACUGGAAUGGCAUGGAUACCCUUCAAAUUGUUUACCUUCAAAUUCUCAUCCAAACAAACUUGUGACAUGCAAGUUGCCUAACAGUUCUUUUACGUCAUUUGGGUUCAAUGGUUCAUCAAAGAAGUUCAAGAAUUUAACCGAAUUGAACUUUGACAAUUGCAAAAUUUUAACACGGAUACCUGACGUAUCUGAUCUCCCAAAUCUGGAGAAACUUUCCUUUGAACGGUGUGAGAGAGUAAUUGCAGUUGACGACUCAAUUGGUUUUUUGAAUAAACUUAAAAUAUUGAAAGCUCAACACUGCACGAAGCUUAGGAGAUUUCCACCUCUCAACUUGCCCUCUCUUAAAGUACUUCAACUUUCACAUUGUUACAGUCUUGAGAAUUUUCCAGAAAUAUUAGGAAAGAUGGGAAACAUAAGGGAACCUUUUUUGUUUAAAGUUGGCAUAGAAGAGUUGCCAGUUUCAUUUCAACAUCUUACCGGACUCCAUGAGUUAUACGCGGAAUGUGAUUUUCUUCAGUUAAAUAGCAGUGUCUUGACGUCUUCGUUGACUGGUUUUUUCGCUAAUGGAUGCAAGGAGUGGAAAUGGAUAAAUUCAAAAGAUGGUGAAGAAGUGGGCUCAAGGGUAUCUUCAACUCUACGUUCGUUUGAGCAACUUCACGAGGCUGGAAAGACUGAUUUUGUGCUUCCAGGAGGAAGUAUUCCCGAGUGGUUGGAUAAAGAAAGCUGGGGACCUUCAAUUUCUUUCUGGUUUCGUAAUCAAUUCCCUCCCAAAGUCCUUUGUUUCUUUAUUGCAUCUGUACGGAAUGAUAUCAUUUAUCACUUGGUUAGACCCGUGGUGUUAAUCAAUGGCAAAGUUCAAGGAUAUAAAGCUGGUUAUUAUAUGCAUGAGGUAAUGGCGGAAUUGGAUCAUAUGCAGCUCUUUGAUCUACAUGUGUUACCGUUCUCUGAAGAUCUGAUGAAAAUGGCUUCAGAAAAGGAGUGGAAGCAUGUGGAGAUUACAUACCAAGGUUUGCUUAUUAACUCAUUCAUCAAAGCAAUGGGAAUCCAUAUAGUCAAAUCGGAAAGAAGGGGCAUGGAGGACAUUAGAUAUGAUGAUCCUAACACCACCACAAAAGUGUGGCCAUGCAACUUCUCUGUAACUUUUCUUCCUUUCUUUUUUCGCUUUUUGUUUGCUCUCAUUUUAUUUUUGACAUUGUUGAUCCAUUUGGAUUUUGUAAAUCUUUCAUCACUUUGCGUUUUCAAUCUCAGGUUUUAGCCUUUUUCUUAGGGUAGCAUUGGUUUUUUUGUACACCCAGUUGACACUAUGCGUUUAUUAAUGUCAUUGCACAGUGAAUUUUUUAUUUUUUGUUUUAAAAAAUCUUGUGGGCUUAUGUGUUUUGAGUAGGAAAAUUGU
This is a messenger RNA of Vigna unguiculata (cowpea), 3328 nucleotides long. RefSeq names its product disease resistance protein Roq1-like. Lineage: Eukaryota; Viridiplantae; Streptophyta; Magnoliopsida; Fabales; Fabaceae. Gene Ontology annotation, molecular function: ATP hydrolysis activity; ADP binding. The record is from RefSeq and is a predicted model, not a curated record. Gene Ontology annotation, biological process: signal transduction; defense response.